Molecule: messenger RNA, 2819 nt
Organism: Triticum dicoccoides
Lineage: Eukaryota; Viridiplantae; Streptophyta; Magnoliopsida; Poales; Poaceae
Product: hydroquinone glucosyltransferase-like
Exons: 2
Coding region: 144-2099 (651 amino acids)
Molecular function (GO): UDP-glycosyltransferase activity
Source: RefSeq, a predicted model, not a curated record
CCACUCCACCACCCUGCACCACCGGACGUCCUCCCGGCGACAUAUUCGGCCGGACCCCUCCAGCCAGCUAGCUAGCUCACAAGAUGCUUGUGUGCUGUAAUUAGCAACCGGUCGCCCACAUCUUGCAACCGGUGCCACUGACAAUGGAGUCGUUCAUGAACGCAGGCUCCGCGCCAGCCCCAUCCGCGGCGAGGCCGCACGUCGUGCUGCUGGCCAGCCCCGGCGCCGGCCACCUCAUACCGCUGGCCGAGCUUGCGCGGCGGCUCGUGGAGCACCACGGCUUCGCGGCCACGAUCGUCACCUUCAGCGGCCUCUCCGACUCAGAAGCCCUCCCCAGCGGCAUCCCUACCUCCGUCUCCACCGUCGCGCUCCCGGCCGUCAAGAUCGACGACCUCCCCGCCGACGCCCUCCGUGGCAGCGUGCUCGUGGAGCUCAUCCAUCGCUCCCUCCCCAGCCUCAGCACCUUUCUCCGCUCCAUCGGCUCGACCACUCCGCUCGCCGCGCUGGUUCCGGACUUCUUAUGCUCCGCGGCGCUGCCCCUCGCGGUCGAGCUAGGCGUCCCGUGCUACGUGUUCAUCCCCAGUAGCCUCACCAUGAUCUACCUGAUGCGCCGCGUCGUGGAGCUCCACGACGACGCGGCCCCUGGCGAGUACCGCGACCUCCCGGAGCCUCUCGAGAUCCCCGGGGGCUUGUCGCUGCGCCGCGCAGACCUUCCGGUCCCGUAUCGCGACUGUAACGGGCCGGCUUACGCGCAACUGCUCCGGGGAGGCCGGCGAUACCGCCGUGCCGACGGUUUUUUGACGAACACCUUCUACGAGAUGGAACCUGCCAUGGCGGAAGAGUUCAGGCAGGCGGCGGAGCAAGGCGCGUUCCCGCCGGCGUUCCCCGUGGGGCCGUUCGUCCGGUCAAACUCCGACGAGGAAACCGGCGCGUCGGCCAUCCUAGAGUGGCUUGACAGCCAGCCGACAAGGUCGGUGGUGUACGUCGCGUUCGGAAGCGGCGGAGCGCUGUCUGCGGAGCAGACGGUCGAGCUCGCCGCCGGGCUAGAGGCAAGCAGACAGAGGUUCCUCUGGGUGGUGCGGAUGCCGAGCCUGGACGGCCGGACGUGUGCCUUCGGGGCCCGCGACGAUGACGACCCAUUGGCGUGGCUUCCCGAGGGCUUCCUGGAGAGGACCAGGGGCAGGGGGCUCGCCGUGCCGGCCUGGGCGCCACAGGUGCGCGUCCUGUCCCACCCGGCGACGGCGAUCUUCGUGUCGCACUGCGGGUGGAACUCGGCGCUGGAGAGCGCGGCGUCCGGCGUGCCGAUGGUUGCGUGGCCGCUUUACGCGGAGCAGAGGAUGAACGCCGCUCUGCUGGAAGGGACCCUCGGGGUGGCGCUGCGACCGAGAGCGCGAGAGGACGGCGGCGUCGUGGCGCGCGAGGAAGUUGCGGCCGCCGUGAACGAGCUCAUGGAGGGGGAGAGUGGGCGCGCCGUGAGGCGCCGGGCCGAGGACCUGCAGCGAGCGGCGGCACGCGCGUGGUCGCCGGAUGGUUCGUCGCGCCGGGCGCUGGAGGAUGUCGCCGCCAAGUGGAAGGCGGGCGCUGGAGGAUGUCGCCGCCAAGUGGAAGGCGGCGCUUGGCGGGGGGAGGUAACGCGGGUACAGUCUUUUAUUACUAUUAUUACUAGUUUAGCAACCAAUAAUAAUCCUGCACCUGCGGGCCUGACGAGCUACGGAUCCUUCCCGUUUAGCAACGACCUUCAGGGCCGGUCCAUACACAGCACACUCGCACCCGUUCAUGCCCUGCCUCUUUGUGCAGACAUUGGUUCCUUUGCAGCAUCUCCAUGUCGUCUCUGUGCAAAUACCUGUGACUAUACUGUGUUCCGCCGAAGAAUGCAGAAAAUGAGCUGCUUGUAUAACUAUCCGAGAACUGUAUGGAAUUGGGCAGGACGGAGGCUGCCUCUCCCUUUCUCCCGCGUCCGUUCACCAGGAGAAAGAGACAGACAUUGUACCAGUUUGCGACUGACUGACUGUUUGAUAGUGUUACAAGCUGAAUUCAGUUCAGUUCGGUUCAGGCGUCGCGGUCAUACCGGCUUGCAAUGCCACAAUCCUAUCCUUUGAUCACCUGAGAAAAAUACGAAGAAGUAAGGGAAAUACAUCCUGACAGAGAAUCGCAUAACAAAGGGGCCAAAUAUUAGCCCAACUACAGAGACUAUAUGAGUGGAAAUUUUGCAGAUAGAAUUAAGAGAACACAGUAGGAGUUGCUGCUGCUGUAGUGUGGUGUUCCUUUCCUAGGAAAUUGCAUAUUUCUUAUAUUCCAUAACUGCCAAGGAUGAAUGAUUCCUGAUAACCCGUAGAUUUCUUUCGUUCCAUAACUGCCAACACAUAGGCAUGAAUAAUGCGUGUCGAGAGAAAAAUGUGCUAAAACUCAAUGUCCAUGUGAAUUGGGCCAACUCGGUCUCUGAGCAAACCCCAAAGGCACGCUGAGACACGACAUUUCAAAAGAAGAUGAGUGGCUGUUUCCGACUCUCUUAUAAAGCUGACAAAGGCCACAUUUUGGCCAACCCUUUCCUUGAAGGUGAUCGGUGGUCCAAACUCUGCAUCGAAGUGGAGUCAGAAAUAAAACACUUCUUGUGGGUCUGUUGUCCUAAGCGUAGAGGAACCACGCCAAUACAUCCCGAAUUUGGUGGUUAAACUCUACUGUGGUGACGAUACUGUAGGGGAGGGGGCAGUUGCUCCACGAUUAGAUGAGGUUGUGGAGUAGUGUCCGCUUGCUGAGAUUCAAGUGAUGUUGUCGACUAAUUUGUAGACAUUUGAAAAGUAGAUGAGUGGUUGUUUCUA